CGAGCACGCACGCACGUCGCCUCAAACACCUCACACUCACAACAUGGCCAACCCCGUCGUUUUCUUCGACAUGACCGUCGGCGGCGCGCCCGCGGGCCGCAUCGAGAUGACGCUCCGCGCGGACGUCGCCCCCAAGACCGCGGAGAACUUCCGCGCGCUCUGCACCGGCGAGAAGGGCUUCGGCUUCAAGGCUUCUUCCUUCCACCGCGUCAUCCCGGAUUUCAUGUGCCAGGGCGGCGACUUCACGAACCACAACGGCACGGGCGGCAAGUCCAUCUACGGCGAGAAGUUCGCGGAUGAAAACUUCCAGCUCAAGCACACCGGCCCCGGCGUGCUCUCCAUGGCGAACGCGGGCCCGAACACGAACGGCUCGCAGUUCUUCCUGUGCACGGUGCAGACCGCGUGGCUCGACGGCAAGCACGUCGUGUUCGGUAACGUCACCAAGGGCAUGGACGUCGUCAAAGCGAUCGAAGCCGUCGGCACCUCCUCGGGGAAGACGACCAAGCCGGUGAUGAUCGCGGACUGCGGGCAGCUCUCUUAAGUGAGCGCUUCGCUUCGCUUCGUCGCGCUUCCUUCACGCGAUGCCUCGCGACUGAUGAGUGAGAGGACUCCGUUCGCGUUCUCGGUCGCGACGAUCGCCGCUCGCGAGAAGAAGGGUCGGAAUUCGACCCUUUUCUUUUAAUACGUAAAAAACAAACGAAACCGUUCAUCA
Micromonas pusilla CCMP1545 is the source of this 712-nucleotide messenger RNA. RefSeq lists its product as uncharacterized. Bases 44 to 541 code for a protein of 165 amino acids. Gene Ontology annotation, molecular function: peptidyl-prolyl cis-trans isomerase activity. NCBI's taxonomy places the organism in Eukaryota, Viridiplantae, Chlorophyta, Mamiellophyceae, Mamiellales, Mamiellaceae. Gene Ontology annotation, biological process: protein folding; protein peptidyl-prolyl isomerization. The record is from RefSeq and is a predicted model, not a curated record. The transcript is spliced from 3 exons.